Molecule: messenger RNA, 1338 nt
Organism: Ctenocephalides felis (cat flea)
Lineage: Eukaryota; Metazoa; Arthropoda; Insecta; Siphonaptera; Pulicidae
Product: beta-1,4-glucuronyltransferase 1-like
Exons: 7
Coding region: 1-1338 (445 amino acids)
Source: RefSeq, a predicted model, not a curated record
AUGUUUGAUGCUACAGUAUCUAAGGAAUAUUCCAUGAAUCAGUUAUGUCUUGAUGGAAUUGCUAGAAACUUAACAUAUGAUCUAAUCAACUGCCAAGCAACAAUAGCUUCCUUGAACCCGGAACAAACUAGACGUUCUGCAUCAUCUAGGAUUUUACCGCGAAACCAUUGGGAUUAUGCAAAAGAUGAAAACUUGCUAGUCAAAUUAAAAGCAUUGCUGCAAUGUAAAAAUCGGGAUUAUAUUAUGCGAACCGAACAAAGGGGCGAUUUUUGGGUGAUGCGCAAUUACGUGCAAGCAAAUCAUGGUCCUUUGGAAUGCACAGAUUCUAUAACAUUUUCAACUCAUGCUGAUCAUUCUUAUUUGGACAAUGUUGUUCCCUUGUUGGAGCGAUGGAUGGGGCCAAUUAGCCUGGCUUUAUAUACUCCAGGCACAGAUUUUCUUCCGGCAUUCGAUUCAAUACGCUAUCUUAGAGAUUGUGGACCGUAUUCAAAUCUAGUACGCGAAUUUGUCACAUUCCACGUGUAUUUUGAAAAAACGUAUGUUCCUGAUCAUGAUCUUAGAUAUUUAAGAAGUCAAUUGAGCAAGAAAUCGUUCAAUUGUUCUCUAGCUGCGCCUUAUACAAAUGUCGAACGUUCUACGCUCUUCAGAUCAAUUCAUAAUCUUUCUUAUCCAAUUAAUGUUGGAAGAAAUAUAGCAAGGGAAGCAACAAUGACACACUUUGUUUUAGCGAGCGACAUUGAAUUGUAUCCUACUCCAGAUUUGAUUAGAAAAUUUUUAGAAAUGAUUGCUAGAAACGAAGGACCUCUAUUAAGCAAAAAUCCGAGAGUUUUCCCAUUGAACAUAUUUGAAGUGGAGGAAUUUGUGAAAGUUCCUGAAGAUAAACCUGCACUAAUCAGGAUGUUGAAAGAAAAUUUAGCAAUACCAUUUCACAAGAAAAUUUGUCCUUAUUGUCAUAAGAUACCAAAAGCAAAUGCAUGGCUGAGAACAAGUAGUAAAGAUGGUGCAAAACAAGAUUUAAAUAUAUUUACUGUGGCUAAAAGAAGAGACAAUUUUUUGUGGUGGGAACCGAUAUUCAUAGGUACUCGAAAUGAUCCUCUGUAUGAUGAAAGCUUUACUUGGGAAGGCAGAAAGGACAAAAUGAUACAGGCUUAUAUAAUGUGUUUGUUGGACUAUGACUUUUUCAUACUGGACAAUGCUUUUUUAGUACAUAAACCAGGCAUAAAAAUUUACACUGAAGAUAAAAAUUCUUUAAAUUUAACUACAACAGUUAAUAAGCUAUAUAGAACUAUUGUUAAUUCACAAUUAAAAAUGCUCUAUGGUAUACGAAAGGGAUGUUGA